CUUCCCUAGGACUUUUAUAGCAACUUGCUGGGCUUUUUUGUGUUAUGUUGUGUCUGCCUUCGCAUCGCCACAUGCCUUGUAAUGACCUUCUGCUGAUAAACAAAAGCUCAUCGUUUUAUUUAACGACAAUUUGAUAUGAAAUCAAGGUAAAAUGUUGGCAAGUAGAAUCGGACGUUACAUCCUUCGUAACUUUGGGGGAAUGCAGUGGAGUGGCCUCAUGCAGGUGUCCAGGAAGUUUGCUUGUUUAGGGCAGCGGACCACUCACUGUUCAACACUGUUUACUAGAGGUUUAUAUGGACAGCUGCACCCAAGACCUGUUGCUGGUUCUGUUCUGGGAGCCCAGUCAUUUCACUGGUCUGCACAUAGACUGAAGAAACGUCCUCUGGAAGAGAGUCCAUCAAGAGAACUCGAUUUGGUUCGUUAUGACAUGAGAGACCUGAAGAAAGCUCCAAAGCCGGCCCUCUAUCUCGGAUUAUCUGGUCUCAUACCUUUUGUAUCCGCUCCUCUACUUAUGGCUGUCACAGAGCUGUAUCUUCCUGAAGUUGCAUUUGCUCAAGUUGCAUACGGAGCAUCCAUUGUUUCUUUUCUAGGUGGGGUACGCUGGGGUUUCGCCUUGCCUGCCGGCAGCCCAGCAAAACCUGACUGGCUCAAUUUAGCCAACAGUGUGGUUCCUUCUCUGAUUGCCUGGACAGCCAUGCUUUUUUGCCAUGACAUCACACAGUCUGCUGUGCUUGUGAUAAUGGGGCUUGGGAUAGCAUUGCAUUAUGACCUGUCCCUCCUGCCCACAUAUCCCAGCUGGUUUAAAGCCAUGAGGACCAUCCUCACAGUUGUAGCCUUUUUCUCUUUGAUAGGCACUAUUGUCAUUAAGCAGUAUUAUCCUGAGAAGAAGAUUUUCAAUGAUAGAUGAACUUUGUGCAUUUGCAUCCUAUUCUACAUGUUUAAAAGUGAUUUUGGCUAUUUUUCAGUUUAAAAUUCUGAUAACAUUUGCUUCCUUUUUCUAGAAUAUAAUUUUUGUUUCCUGUUUUGCAGGUUAUUGGCCAUACAGAUAAAAACUUUUUUUUUCUCACUUUUAAUAAUAAUUCACAUACUGUAUCAGUUAGAUUAUUUGAAGUAAAAUACUGUGAAAUAAAAACAGACCACAGUACUGAAAUGCUGAAAUGUUUAAAAUUAAAAUCUGUAUUGUGUGGAACAAGUAAACUUUCAGUUCUCAAACUGUCUAAUUAUAUCUCUGUUGUCUUGUUAUAUAUAUAUAUAUAUAUAUAUAUAUAUAUAUAUA
Molecule: messenger RNA, 1276 nt
Organism: Carassius carassius (crucian carp)
Lineage: Eukaryota; Metazoa; Chordata; Actinopteri; Cypriniformes; Cyprinidae
Gene: tmem69
Product: transmembrane protein 69
Exons: 3
Coding region: 152-907 (251 amino acids)
Source: RefSeq, a predicted model, not a curated record